Molecule: messenger RNA, 555 nt
Organism: Dryobates pubescens (Downy woodpecker)
Lineage: Eukaryota; Metazoa; Chordata; Aves; Piciformes; Picidae
Gene: NPW
Product: neuropeptide W
Exons: 2
Coding region: 1-429 (142 amino acids)
Biological process (GO): G protein-coupled receptor signaling pathway; feeding behavior
Molecular function (GO): G protein-coupled receptor binding
Source: RefSeq, a predicted model, not a curated record
AUGGCGAAGCGGGGGCUGUCGGGGGGCGCCUGGGGGGCUCUGGUGCUGCUGGGGCUGAUGCUGCCGGCAGCCCCGACGUGGGCUUGGUACAAACACGUCGCCAGCCCCCGGUACCACACGGUGGGACGAGCUUCGGGGCUGCUCAUGGGGGUCCGGCGCUCCCCUUACCUCUGGCGUCGGGACUUACCGGCAGAGCGCCCCGCGAACCGGCCCGGGGCAGCCGCUCCCGCAGCCGCCGCUGCCCCCCAGCCGCCCCCCGCCCGCCCCGCCGGGGACACUCCGCUGCCUCCGCCUGCUCCCGGUCGCCUCCUGCAGAGGCUGCUCCGGAGGGGAUGGGGGGGUCCCCGACCGACCCCCGCCAGACCCCCCCCGCCAGGGCCCCGCGGCGCUCAGCUUCUCCAGCUUGAAGACUUGGCCCUGAUCCACUGAGGAGCCACAUCAGAGAUGCUUCAGCCACUGCAGGAGCACUGAGUGCCCGAGGUGGGACCCUUCUCCCUGGCUGCAAGGCAGAGUCUCGUCAGUGAUCUCCUGGCACCUCUCUGAGCCUGUACAGAC